CGACGUUGCUGGGAACGAACGAGGCCUGCCGCGCCUUUGCCACUUUGCUUUGAGAGAGGUGUGCGGUACGCAGUAACUUGGCAGUAACCUCCUUUCUCAGCGGUGUUUCUCUUUUAUGGAAGAUCAGCAGACACAUAGCCAUUCUACCGUGUUGCUUUCUCAUGGAUGGCGUGCUGAUUUAAGGAGAUAGUGCGAACCUUUGUGGCGCCCUUGCACGACAGAUCUAGGGUGGCGAGAAGGCGAGAUGCAAUUCACGCGUUCAUCCAAUUGGACAAACGUCCACAAGUUUUUCGUAUAAAAAGGCUUCCCACAUCUACAUCUACAACCACAAACCCAUCCCUCUAUCAUCAUGGUUCUAGUCGCAAUUGAAUCCGUUGCAUCCCCCAACCACUACGUCCGCCUCGACGGGCAAGGUGUCACUAGCUUCACCGGCUCGGGUGGUGGCACCGUCAACACCCAAACCUUCAUCGGCACCUACGAAACCUACACUCUUGUGGUGAACGACGACAAGACUGUCUCAUUCAAGUCCACCGUCUUCGACAACGUUUUCCUCCGCCUCGAGGCGACUGGUGUCGCCGCGGGCCAGCUUCUUGGCCCUGGCGGGGGCACUGUUAACGCUCAGUUCACCGCUCGCUCUUUGGAGCGAUUCAAAAUUCACAAGAAGGAUGACCCUGCUGGAAAGUACCAGGGAGUUGUUGGCAUUGAGUCAGCUGCUAACCCAGGGAGGUUCUUGAGGGUGGAUGUCAGUGCGAAUAAGGUCAAUGUGCAGGGUGUGUUCAAGAGCCUCGAAGAGGUCAAGAUUUUGGUUGUAGGUCAGUAGAUAACUCACCAGCGGGCAGACAUGUCGCGGACUUUUAGUACUUUCGAGAGUUGAUGUGAUCGUUGGAAUUCGAAUUUUGUUCCGUUAGUCUUUG
Laccaria bicolor S238N-H82 is the source of this 914-nucleotide messenger RNA. RefSeq lists its product as uncharacterized. The record is from RefSeq and is a predicted model, not a curated record. Lineage: Eukaryota; Fungi; Basidiomycota; Agaricomycetes; Agaricales; Hydnangiaceae. The transcript has 4 exons. Bases 350 to 820 code for a protein of 156 amino acids.